Molecule: messenger RNA, 1395 nt
Organism: Lichtheimia ornata
Lineage: Eukaryota; Fungi; Mucoromycota; Mucoromycetes; Mucorales; Lichtheimiaceae
Exons: 7
Coding region: 1-1395 (464 amino acids)
Molecular function (GO): heme binding; oxidoreductase activity, acting on paired donors, with incorporation or reduction of molecular oxygen; iron ion binding
Source: RefSeq, a predicted model, not a curated record
AUGGAUGGCAUUACAAAGCACGCUCCUUUAAGCAUAGCGGCUGCUGUGGUUGCCAUGGUUACCUGUACUCUCGGUUCUUACCACUAUCCUUGUUGCAUCUCACGAUCCAGCACGAAAAACGAGUAUCGCGAAAUACCUUUGGCCAAUGGUUCCAUACCCUACUUUGGCCAUUUGAUGUCGUUUUUAUUGACGGAUGACAUCCCAGCGAUUUUGAUGGCGGAACAAAAUGCGAACAACAAGGAACCCAUUCUUCGUAUCAACAUGGGCUUCAUCCAGUAUUUAUCACCUAAGCAUUUGGAUACUACCGCCGGUGUGCCUAUUCUCGAAAUGGAAAGCGAUUGUGUAGUGAAUCGAUUGAUUUCGUUUGACGAGCCGGUGGGCGUACUCAGACAUUUAAAGCACUUCACGAUGAAUGUGGUCCUCACACUUGGCUUUGAUCAACGUAUUGAGCACCCCGAUGACCCCUUUUUGGAUACCAUGCUGCAGUUGAUCGAAACAAGUAUGCAGCAUGCUGACCCUUUUUUCGAUCGUCGUGCAUUUCUUCCUCUCAUCAUGGGCUUUAUUGAUUGGUGCACUGGCACGGAAAAGAAGCUUACUCGCUUAAUGGAGGAGGUGCGUGAUCCCAUUCUACAGCAAUUGAUUCGAGAUGGUAUAAAUAGUGACCAGGAGUGCCUUGUCAAGAAACUUAAUGACAUGAAGGAUGAAGAUGUCAAUGACAAGGCGAUUAUCGGAGCAUGUUAUGACUUCAUUGUUGCUGGUACGGAUACGGCAUCCACCACACUUUCAUGGGCCAUGGUUAUUCUAUGCAAUCACCCCAAAGAGCAACAUCAGUUGCAAGCUGAGAUGGAUGCAUUUGUUCAAAAGUACAAGCGACUGCCCAAGUUUGAGGAGCGUGAUCACUUUCCAUUGCUCAAUUCAAUGCAAAAGGAGUGCAUGCGUAUGCGUCCCAUCUCUCCUUUAGGUUUAUCUCGCCGUGUUGUAAAAGAUACCGUAUGCCGAGAUUACCUGAUCCCCAAAGAAACAACGCUUUGUGGCAAUAUCUAUGCCAUGAAUCAUGACCCUCACGUGUAUCCCGAUCCCUAUCGAUUCAAGAUAGAUCGCUUUUUAAACAAUCCUCGUCCCAUGUCAACGCUGGCAAAAGCUAGAGUAGAGGAGCGCGAUCAAUUCACAUUUGGAUUUGGAAGGCGGUCAUGUCCUGGAGCGUAUCUGGGUGAAUUGGAAAUGUUCCACAUUUGGGUACGACUGCUUGUCAGGGCAACCAUUGAACCGCCUCUCGAUCAAGCUGGUAACUCUGUUUACCCUGACAUGAAUAAGAUUGGAAACGGUGGUGGUAUCAUUUUCCCAACACACGAUAAAUUAAGAUUCAUUCGACGUGAGAAUCCUUUGAAUCUUUGA